UGGGCGCUGAAGGCUCGGCGUCGGGUCCUGGAAAAGCGGCGCAGGCAUUUAUACCACCGGCUGCUACUGUACUGACUUGUUUUUUAUUUUAUUUUAUUUUAAUCAAUUUACCCAACACUGCUGCCACAUAUGAUUCAUAUUUCUGAAUUUGAUGGAGUCCAAGUCCAACGCCACCCUCAGUGUGAUCCAACCUGGCAGCAAUGCAUCUUAGCCAAGCCGCCGCUGCUCCUCUCUCCAGCAUUCACCGUCUUGUUCGGGACGCGGCUCAGCCCGGCCAGGCCAGAGCCAUCGUAAAUCCUGGCAGGGGAAUGGAGAAGACUCUGGAACUGCAGACACCACAGCCUCCCAGGAGCUGCAAUUCACCUGGAGCUGCUGGGAAGUCCUGCUGGAGCCUGGAUGUGAGGGUGGCCGUGCUGCUGGUGACCCUGGCAGGAGCAGUUAUCCUGCUGCUGCUCUACAAACUCUUGCAGCUGAGACACAGGCUCAGACUGGCAAGGGCGAGGUAUGCUUUGGAAUACAGCGGCUUCUACCACAGCGCCACCUACAGACUGAAACAACCCACCGCUUGCCAGGAAACACCGAUGAAAAAUGGGACAAUCCCUGAAGAUACGACUCCGAUCCAAAGCAUAACAUCCACCAUCAUCAGCCCCCCCGCACCGCCUCCACCCACACUCCCACUCCCACCUACUCCUGUUCUGCCACCUCCACCUGUGCGCCGCUCACCUUCUCUCUCUUCCACUCCACGUGUCCUGUCGCUCCCUCUGCCUCUGCCUCGGAUCCACACCACCCCACCCAGCCCCCACCUGUCCUGGGGAGCCUGCUCAGAUGCAGAUGUUUAUUCCCGGAUCGGUGCUUUCAGGCCCUCCAGGCUCUCCAGCCUCUCCAGCCAGUCUACGGUCAUCCUUUUUGAACACUCUGCACUAUAAACUCUGACAUAUAACGUGACUGAUUGUGUUGAAUGAUGACCAAACUGAUUUAGGGGCAAAUUUAAUCCCCCCUUU
Fundulus heteroclitus (mummichog) is the source of this 1001-nucleotide messenger RNA. RefSeq lists its product as uncharacterized. Lineage: Eukaryota; Metazoa; Chordata; Actinopteri; Cyprinodontiformes; Fundulidae. The coding region runs from base 201 to 926 and encodes 241 amino acids. The transcript is spliced from 3 exons. The record is from RefSeq and is a predicted model, not a curated record.